Messenger RNA from Cuscuta campestris, 2526 nucleotides. The record is from the annotation of a GenBank genome assembly. Lineage: Eukaryota; Viridiplantae; Streptophyta; Magnoliopsida; Solanales; Convolvulaceae.
AUUCCGCCACAAAGUCCCUCUAUCAAAUGUCCGUAACCGGUGUUGUGCGUUAAGAGUGUCCCAGAUCUGCUCAUCCACCGGAAACGUCUCAAGUCCUCCGUAGUCGUCCGGUGUGGUAUCUCCGUCAAUUCAUGUGUUCCUUGGGUGUAAUUUGUUGGGUGAAGUAUGUUAAUUGGCAGCUGCAUCAAUUUUACUUAAAAAAAGAAGGGACUUUUGUUUUAGCAUAUUCUUCGCCGGGUAUUUGAUCUGUGUGGUUAUUGGUUUUGGCUUGAUUUGUUCGUGCUUCCAGGAAGAAGUGCAACUAGUUGUAUGUUCGGCAUGUGUGUUUGUGAGAUUGGUCGCAUAGUCGCGCCUCAAUCCGACACAUCAAUUUCAGAAUAUAUACGGAGCUAAUUAAAAAGCAGAAAAUGUCGUUCGUCAAUGGCGUCUCCAUAGAUCAAUAAUCUUCAACUCACCUUCAAUCUAUAUAUAGAUAUGAACAUAUAUUUCUUACGCAAUGUAUGAUGACUGAUGUGAGGGUUGCGUGAGACUGUGAGAGUGAGACUCACGCCAUUGAAGCACUUUGGAUUCGAAUUCCGCGAAAUAUGUCUCAGGCUAACGAGUCGAGUACGGCGUGGGGAGAGGGUUUCUCCGGUGAAGCUGGCGAUGCCGGAGGGCGGUACAAACCGAUUUACUCGGCCGCGGCCGGGAUGGGCGGGGGAGGUGUGAGGGAAGCGGCGGUGCCUAGGAAAACUGGCGGGGAGCAUUUGAGAUUCCACGCGGUGGAGUUCGCCAAGGGUUUCGCCGAGAUGAGUGUGGAGUUCGGGAAGGGGGUGAAGGAUGUGGUGAUGCAGACGGUGGUGUCUGAGGACUCCAUGAUUGGGAAGAAGCUGAGAGGGGCGUGCCAGAAAAUUUCCAGGAAAUUGAGAUUUCUGAACGAAUAUUUGCCAGAGGAUCGGGAUCCAGUUCAUUCAUGGAGUGUGAUUUUCUUCGUCGCAAUAAUUGCUUCUGCAGCAUUGAUGGUAAGUGAUGAUGCGGUUACUAGAUCCACUUCGGUAAAGAAAGUAAAUAAACAUCCUCCUGGUGCAAGUCAAAUUUUACUUCCAGAUGGUAGACAUUUAGCAUAUCGGGAACAAGGCGUUCCGCCCAAUCAAGCCAGAUUUUCUUUGGUCUCUGCACAUUCUUUUCUUUCAUCCAGGCUUGCAGGAAUACCUGGCAUCAAGGUUUCACUGCUGCACGAAUUUGGUGUUCGCUUGGUGACAUAUGACCUUCCUGGAUUCGGAGAAAGUGAUCCUCAUCCCAACAGGAACCUCGAGUCAUCAGCAAUGGAUAUGCUACACUUAUCAUAUGCUGUGAAUAUUACUGACAAAUUUUGGGUGGUAGGAUUCUCUAGUGGAAGUAUGCAUGCCUGGGCUGCACUUCGAUAUAUUCCUGAUAGGGUUGCUGGUGCAUUCAUGGUUGCUCCAAUGAUCAAUCCGUAUGAACCAAGCAUGACAAAGCUGGAGGUACAAAACAUGUGGAAGAAAUGGACGAAGUGGAAGAAGUUUAUGUAUAUGCUAGCUCACAGGUUCCCCAGUCUACUUCCUUUGUUCUAUCGUAGAACCUUUUUGUCUGGAUUUCAUGGUCCCAUAGACGAACGGCUCUCGUUGUCACUUGGAACAAGGGAUAGAGCUUUGACAGAGAGCCCAUUGUUUGAAACAUUCUGGCAACGAGAUGUUGAAGAAUCCAUCCGACAGAAGAAUGUAAGACCCCUUGUUGAGGAAGCUGUUUUACUGGUUUCAGACUGGGGCUUCAGACUUGUGGAUCUCAAAGUAAAGAGGAAGAAGCUGGGGAAAGGCAUACUUAAGUGGAUUAAAUCUUUGUAUGGUCAAACUGAAGGAAGUUUGAGUGGAUUUGUUGGCCCAAUACAUAUAUGGCAGGGAAUGGAAGACAUGGUGGUGCCUCCAUCAGCAAGUCAAUAUUUGCGCCGAGUUCUGCCCGAUGCAAUGGUGCAUUCAAUCCUCUACGAAGGCCAUUUCACUUAUUUCUACUUCUGCGACGAGUGCCACAAACAGGUAUUUAGUACCGUUUUCGGAGACCCUCAAGGCCCUAUCAUCCCAGAAGUUGUCCAAGUCCAAACCCCCAUCCAAGAUGAAGAAACUCCUCCUGUCAAAGAUGAUGACGAAGAGACUGGGGAGGUAGUAGGUCUUGGAGACAUAACCACAGAUGAAAAAGUUGUCGAUUCUGAUCCAGUAUGACAUUUCAGGUACAAUUACUUUACAGGUUUUGCUUAUACCGAACCAACAGAUUUACAGAUCCUCCUCUGUUGCAUCUUCGUUCCGGAACUUUGUGGAUGAUUAGGUUCUAAGAGCGGGAUAUGUGUAGAAUGCAAGAAUACAAAACAAUUACUACAUGUAUGUAUAUUAUCCUAUACUUGCUCUAAUUACAGGAGAUCAUUGAGGGCCAAUGGUCUUGUUUCAAUCAUGGUUUCUGAGGGUAGUGAUGUUGUGAUUGUUGUCAUGCCCCUCAAUUGGUAAUGUCACCCCUUAAUACAAUGACUAGUGUCUC